Molecule: messenger RNA, 2646 nt
Organism: Acytostelium subglobosum LB1
Lineage: Eukaryota; Evosea; Eumycetozoa; Acytosteliales; Acytosteliaceae
Exons: 4
Coding region: 1-2646 (881 amino acids)
Biological process (GO): cellular response to heat; protein refolding
Cellular component (GO): cytoplasm
Molecular function (GO): ATP hydrolysis activity; ATP binding
Source: RefSeq, a predicted model, not a curated record
AUGUCAUUGAAUCCAGAUACUUUUACGGACAAGACCAACAAGAUAUUGUUGGCCAGUCAGGAGUUGGCCAGAGACAAGGGCAACAAUCAAUUGACUCCUCAACAUUUGUUGCAGGCAUUAUUGGAGGAUGAGGAUCGUCUCGCAGCCACAAUAUUCGAAAAGGCUGGUGGCGACCUAAACAAAAUCGAGAAUGGAUGUAAGCGUUUAGUAACAUCAUUGCCAGUUCAGAAACCACCUCCAAAUGAUAUUACACCAAACAGUGCAUGUUUGAAUGUACUUCGAGCAGCGGCCAAGAAUCAAAAGAAUAAUGGUGAUUCCCAUUUGGCAUUGGAUCACUUGAUCUUGGGCCUGUUGGAGGAAUCGUCCAUCUUGUCGAUACUGGGCGACGCAGGUGCCAAGAAGGACCAGGUACAGGCCGCCGUCAAAGAGGUGAGGGGAAACAAAAAGAUCACCUCUGCCACUGCCGAAUCAACAUACGAGGCAUUGUCCAAGUAUGGUCAUGACAUGGUGGCCGAUGCUGCCUCUGGCAAGUUGGACCCAGUCAUUGGUCGUGAUGAGGAGAUCAGAAGAGUGAUCAGAGUGCUCUCCAGAAGGACCAAGAACAAUCCAGUACUAAUUGGUGAGCCAGGUGUUGGAAAGACUGCUGUAGUUGAAGGUUUGGCUCAAAGAAUUGUACGUGGUGAUAUUCCAGACAACUUGAAUGCAAGAGUGAUCUCUUUGGAUAUGGGUGCAUUGAUUGCCGGUGCCAAAUACCGUGGAGAGUUUGAGGAACGUUUGAAAGCCGUACUAAAGGAGGUCAAGGACUCUAACGGUGGAAUCAUCUUGUUUAUUGAUGAGAUUCACUUGGUUCUUGGAGCGGGCAAGACUGACGGUGCAAUGGAUGCAGCCAACCUCCUCAAACCAAUGUUGGCACGUGGUGAACUAAGAUGUAUCGGUGCCACAACACUGGAUGAGUACAGAAAGUACGUCGAGAAGGACCCUGCAUUCGAGCGUCGAUUCCAACAAGUGAUGGUCAGCGAGCCAACUGUCAAUGACACCAUCUCCAUUCUCCGUGGUCUAAAGGAACGUUAUGAAGCACAUCAUGGAGUCAGGAUCUCGGACAGCUCACUGGUUGUUGCUGCACAACUCUCUGCUCGUUACAUUACAAACCGUUUCCUUCCAGACAAGGCCAUCGACUUGCUCGAUGAGGCCUGUGCCAACAUUCGUGUUCAAUUGAACUCACAACCAGAGGCCAUUGACCAACUCGAGAGAAAGAAGUUGCAGUUGGAGGUUGAGCAGACUGCCUUGGAGAAGGAGGAAGAUGAUGGAUCAAAACUUCGUCUCGAGACUGUCAAGGAAUCAUUGGCCAAGAUCAAGGAUGAGUUGACGCCACUUCAGGCCAUCUAUCAAAAGGAGAGAGCAAGAGUUGACAAGAGCAGAGACCUCAAAAAGAAGUUGGAGGAUGUAAAGGUCAAGCUGGCCGACGCCGAGCGUCGCUAUGACCUCCAACUCGUCGCUGAUCUCAAGUACUACGUCAUCCCAGACCUAGAGAAGCAGAUUGAGGCUUCCAACCAAGAGAGAAAGUCUGCCAAGAACAAUUCAUUGGUCAGUGAGGUGGUGGGACCAGAGCAGAUCGCCGAGGUGGUCUCAAGAUGGACAGGCAUUCCAGUGACAAAACUCUCUCAAACAGAGAAGCAGCGUACACUCACACUUGGUGAACAUCUCCACAAGAGAGUGGUUGGCCAAGAUGAUGCCGUUGAUGCCGUUGCAGAGGCAGUGCUCAGAUCACGUGCAGGACUCUCCAGAGAGAACCAACCACUUGGUUCAUUCUUAUUCUUGGGUCCAACUGGUGUUGGUAAGACUGAAUUGGCAAAGGCAUUGGCAUUUGAACUGUUUGAUGAUGAGAAACAUAUGGUCAGAUUGGAUAUGAGUGAAUACAUGGAGCAACAUGCUGUUGCUCGUUUGAUUGGUGCUCCACCAGGUUACGUUGGUUAUGACCAAGGUGGCCAACUCACCGAAGCAGUCAGAAGAAGACCAUACUCUGUCGUACUAUUUGACGAGGUGGAAAAGGCUCAUCCACAAGUAUGGAACAUCCUCUUGCAAGUGUUGGACGAUGGUCGUCUCACCGAUGGUCAAGGAAAGACUGUGGACUUUAGCAAUGUAGUGAUCAUUAUGACCAGUAACCUUGGUUCACAGUAUCUUUUGGCCGAGAGCAACCCAGAGAUAUUCAACACUGGUCUCUCACAGCACGUCAAGGAUCAAGUGAUCAACGAGGUUAGGAAACACUUUAGACCAGAGUUCCUCAAUCGACUGGAUGACAUGGUGGUGUUUAGUCCAUUGACCAAGAACAACCUAGAGUCCAUUAUCACACUCCAACUCAAGAGUAUCACUCGUAGAUUGGACUCUCAAAACAUUGUGGUCAAUGUCAAGAAGCCAGCAUUGGCAAUGAUCAUGAGGAAUUCCUAUGAUCCAUCUUAUGGAGCACGUCCAAUCAAGAGGUACUUGGAGAAGCACAUAGUCACAGAGUUGAGUAAGUUGAUUCUCAAUGGUGAUCUAAAGGAGAACUCUAUUGUCAACAUUGAUGAGAAGGAUCAAAAGUUGACAUUUGGUGUUGUUUGUCAACAACCAUCACCUGCUACAAACAAGAAACAAAAGAUAUCAAAUUAA